CACUGCAUCUCAUCUUAUUCCUCUUUCAAAGUAACUGAGUUUACUUCCACGAUGGGUGACGAGAACAAGUCUUGUCCAUUAGUGGAGGACAUUAACUCAUCCUACAAUCCGCCAGUGCUCAUUUUAACAUUUAUCUUUGGAUUCAUUGGAAAUGCAAUUGCUCUGUGGAUCUUCACUUUGCAUGUGAAAACUUGGAGAUCAAACACAGUGUACGGGUUGAACCUGGCCAUCGCGGACACUCUGCUAAUCUGCGCCCUACCAUUUCGAGUUGACUAUUACAUCCGUGGGAAAGACUGGAUUUUCGGCGAUGUUGCCUGUCGCCUGAAGAUAUUCACGAUAUUUAUGAACCGGGCAGUGAGCGUUGCUUUCCUGGCGGUUAUGGCGCUUGAACGCUACUUCAAGGUGAUCCACCCUCACCAUAAAGUGAGCAAAAUGACCACAAGCGGUGCGGUGAAGGUAUCCUGCAUUGUUUGGCUUGUAACGCUGGCGAUGUGUUUGCACGUUUUGACUGAACGUCGCACGUUCCAGCACAUGAAUGUGACAAAUUGUGAGCCGUUCAAACCAUUCAAGCCCUUAAGUUCCACAGCGAUUUUCACUAACAUGGUUUUUAUUAUUUUCAAUUUCCUUUUACCGGCUUCGAUCAUCCUGUUUUCCACUUGCUGUAUCGCCUGGAAGCUAAAGCAGAUGAAAUCUGAACUGAGGGGCAAAUAUAAACGAGCAACGAGGCUUGUGGUGGUCGUGGCGACGGUUUUCAUCAUCUGUUUCUUACCCAGCAACGUUGCUGUAAUUGCUGUUUUAAUCUCAAACCAUGUAAGUAAUUGCAAGACGUUCGACGUUACCGUGCAGGUCUUCUGCAACACCCUGUGCAUCACUUACUUGAACAGUGUGCUCGAUCCGUUUGUGUACUACUUCUCCAGUUCCACGUUCAAGGAAACUCUGAAGAAAGCUCUCAUUUCUCACAACAUCAGACUUUUCAGAUCAACAAUUCGCUCAGCUCCACCAAAACCAGAAACACAAGUUGAACCUCAACGAUCAUCUGUUCUCAACACCUGGGACCAUUUACGAACUGAGUCGAAUGACAAUCUGUGAACCAGCUCCCAAUGUUGCUGCUUGCUUUCUUCCAACUUGCUCUGGGGAGAAGGGUCUGGCGGGGCGCUCUCCCUAAUAUUUUUAAAUCUUUUGAUCUUCUAAUGCAAAAGGC
This is a messenger RNA of Leucoraja erinaceus (little skate), 1201 nucleotides long. RefSeq names its product hydroxycarboxylic acid receptor 3-like. Bases 52 to 1089 code for a protein of 345 amino acids. The transcript has a single exon. Gene Ontology annotation, molecular function: thrombin-activated receptor activity. Gene Ontology annotation, cellular component: membrane. The record is from RefSeq and is a predicted model, not a curated record. NCBI's taxonomy places the organism in Eukaryota, Metazoa, Chordata, Chondrichthyes, Rajiformes, Rajidae. Gene Ontology annotation, biological process: blood coagulation; thrombin-activated receptor signaling pathway.